AUGUACCAGAGUCAACCCCUUUAUGACAAUGGCAGUCCAGCCUUCAUGGAGCCAGCAAUCAUCCUUGCCCAGCUGGCCGAAGAGGAUGGCAUCUUUGACCAUGGCAUCAGCAUUGCCAGCAUGAUGGAGACAGCUGAUCCAGAAUACUUUAAAUAUGUGGGUGAGUUCCUUCCUAUUCCCAUUAAGGCUGAGGCCAAAGAUCGCUUUGUGCUUCAUGCAAUCAAGUCAGCAUUGUCUUCAGGAAGAGGUACCACUUCAGUAGCAAUGGCCCAGCAUCAAAGUGCCACUUCCACUUCCACUUUGCUUGCAGCUGACAACAACAGCCCAACAAGCAGCAGCAAUUGGGUCAUCUCGGAAUUGGCACCCUGGAUGACAAAUAUGUCUGAUGUUGCCACAAAAAAGAUUGCUCUUGCUGCUGGCAUGCCUGAAUACACAAUGUACUUGCUUUGA
Ustilago hordei is the source of this 450-nucleotide messenger RNA. RefSeq lists its product as uncharacterized. The coding region runs from base 1 to 450 and encodes 149 amino acids. NCBI's taxonomy places the organism in Eukaryota, Fungi, Basidiomycota, Ustilaginomycetes, Ustilaginales, Ustilaginaceae. The transcript has a single exon. The record is from RefSeq and is a predicted model, not a curated record.